CCCCGCCGUUUGCAAUCGUAGUAGUCGCUGGUACGCUUCCGAGCAGUGCGGUAGCAGUUGACCGUUUCGUCCUUUUCGUUUUUUCUUCUUGUCCCGGGCAGUAAAAGUGCGACGAACGCGAGCGCGUGUAGUGCUGCAACGGCCGCGUGACAGUUUGGUAUCGGUUUGUGUCGACUUGUUUGGUUUAACGGAUCUAGCGAAGGUUAAUUUUCAAGUGAUUUAUCGUGAUAGAGCUCCGACGGCACGCAGUGCUUAUUAGAGCAAGUGUGAAGAGUAAACGGAGUGCCCCGAAUUUCAAUCAUUGUUGAAACGCAUUUCGGACGCAACCAUGCAGUAGCAGCCCCCAAAGGAUCGUUGCUCGUUUCGUUCGGGACCGGGGAACGCCUAGAAUGAUCAGUACGGAUCGGCACGUGCCGGAUCUGACACUGACCACCAGCCGGAUCCUUCGAUCGUUCGAGCGCGUUGCGCACCGUGCCCGCCCGUGCCCGUCCGUUCCUCGCCGCGCCAGUCGCCGCACCGGCAGCACAAGAUGAGUGACAAGCUAACCGGUGGGCGGUACAACCGUAUCAGCCCAUCCUCGGGCCGGGGGUCCAUUAUCGCCUACUCGCCACUGCCGAAGUCGGAGCAGGACUGCCUGCAGGCGCCCGGGAACAACUGUCUCGCGAUACCGCUGUCCGCGAUACAGACGACGGCCGACCAUGCCAGCGCCCACGGGCUCCACCAUCCGAUCAAUCUGGCCCAUGCCAACUCGCUGCCGGUGGUCGGCGGUAUGGCGGGCAAGCUGCCGAACGCCGGGCACGGUAUGGUGGCGCACGGGGACGCCCAGAAACAUGCGGCCAGCCAGCAACAGAGCCACCACCACCACAACAACAACAUUAACAACAACCACAACAGUAACCACAACAAUGGGAACAAUAACAACAACAAUGCGAACCACAAUUCCAGCGGAAAGCGCUUUAUUAUCGUCAGUGACAUCAAGAAAACAGUAAGCUUCGGCGGGCAGCCGGGCAGCGGUGGGUUCGUCAGCUCCCGCAGUGAACCGAUCUCGCUGGCAACGCUGGAUAAGGACUGCUUCAUCAUUCCGGUCCACAGCCUGGACCGCUUCCUGCCGGCAGGAAUUCCGCAACUACCGACGCCGGAAACGGCCGACCCGUCCCAGGUCGGGCCGCUCAGCGUGCUCGAGGUGUCCGAUCCAAAGAUCUGCAUCCUAGCCCACCUAAUGAGCCCGCUGGAACCGAUCGAUCCACUGCUGGAGUCGCCCCUAGCCCACCCGCUCAUGAAACAGCGUGCCGUCGCGUCCGAGCUGCUGAACGAGGUCCAGCAGGGCAACAAUGCCGUCGGCGGAAUGCUGCUCGCCAACAUGGAGCGAAGUUCCGCCGAAUUUCCCUUCAUCGCUUACUAUGUGAUAAACACCACCCAAACCGAUCCCGCCAUGUUCUACACGGGUGUGCGCGGCGCUUCGCUGUCCAAGUUUGAGCCGAAAAACACGCGCUACACCGCAGCCCACACGCUCGACCUGUACAGUGAGGUGGCGUCCAUCUGCCGGCCUCCGCUAGCGCUCGCCCCGAACGAGAUUGGCAGCGUGAAGAAGGGCCAAACGCCCUCCACCGGGUACAUCAUUAGUGUCUACAAGGUGUACGAAGGUGAUGAUGGAGAACGCUUCGAGCGUAACUGGCUGUACUGGACCGGUGCCAGGAUGAUUUACAGGUACCUUCCUAAAACGGCCGGCCUGCGGAGAAUAACGCUCCACAAAAGUGUAUCGUCGCGCGGCGACAAGAUGUAUCUGCUGCUUUGCGAAUGUGCCGACCUGCUCAAGGAUCUGUCGGCGGCUGCCCUGCUAAUACCGGCCCUUCGCGCACGGUUAUGUGGCUACACGGGACUGUACCGGCCAAUUCAAACCUUCUGAAGCCUCCGCGAUCGUUUCCAUCCAAUCGGCAAACUACUUUUCCGCGCUCUGAUAACUUCUACUGACACACGCCUGCCAAUCGAACGUGUUGCGCUUGUCCAACAGAAGAAGAAAAAACAACAAAUCCCACAAAACCAUAGGCGCAAAAAAGCAACACAAAAAAUGCAAAAAUGGUUGUGUAAUUGUGUAAGCAUCAAUACAGUAGGGUAAGUAAAAUUUCACUCGCCACAGAGCCUGCACACGGCUCAAUCUUAUCUUCUCCUGAAAGUGCUGAGUAAACUCGAAUAACGAGUUGCGGCACCAGAGCACACGAUAGAUGGCGCAUCGACAGUAGCUGUGUGUCCUUUACAUCAAACAAUUCAAUUUAUCGAAUGAUUAGUACUUAAUAAUUUAAUGGAAAAAAAAGCAACAACCAUCACGUCUCUAGUGAUUUUGGAAUAUGCGCGAAAGUUAUAGAUAAAAACAAAACAAAACUCACGCCACACAAAUAAUAUUGCGCUUGAAGGGAAUAGAUAUAUUGUACAAAUAGGGUGCAGUAGAAGACCAAAAACCAAACCACUGUGGUAACGCAGUCUGGUUGCCUACUCUCAGGCGUUUAAGAACAACAGACAAACAGACAAACAGCAAAACUUCUACUGCAUAACACUUAAGUCACUACGCCGUGCCAGUAGCAUAUGAGUAUAGUUAAAACAGUCACAGGCCGUCGUGGUGUCGUAGAUGGAGGAAGCGGCCAUACACCAUACUGCCAACGUUGGCCCUGGAGACCGUGUUAGUAAUAUUCGUUUGAUAUGAAGGAUAAGUUUCACCACACCAAAACCACUCAACUGCAAGCGGUAGUUGAAUUAUCGAUGCGCCAAAAUACUUACAAAACUUACGCAGACC
Messenger RNA from Anopheles coluzzii, 2788 nucleotides. RefSeq lists its product as uncharacterized. NCBI's taxonomy places the organism in Eukaryota, Metazoa, Arthropoda, Insecta, Diptera, Culicidae. The transcript has 8 exons. Bases 530 to 1906 code for a protein of 458 amino acids. The record is from RefSeq and is a predicted model, not a curated record.